This is a messenger RNA of Solanum tuberosum (potato), 576 nucleotides long. RefSeq names its product probable receptor-like protein kinase At5g20050. Gene Ontology annotation, molecular function: ATP binding; protein kinase activity. The transcript has a single exon. Gene Ontology annotation, biological process: protein phosphorylation. NCBI's taxonomy places the organism in Eukaryota, Viridiplantae, Streptophyta, Magnoliopsida, Solanales, Solanaceae. Bases 1 to 576 code for a protein of 191 amino acids. The record is from RefSeq and is a predicted model, not a curated record.
AUGGGGAAAGUUGAGAGUAGAGUUGUUACAACGAUUAAGGGUACUCGGGGGUAUUUAGCACCCGAGUGGCUCCUGGAGAACGGGAUUUCUGAGAAAAGUGAUGUUUAUAGCUAUGGAAUGGUGCUAUUGGAGAUGAUUGGAGGGAGGAGAAAUAUUACUUUAGCUGAAAAUGGAAAGAGUAUCAAUUCAAAGAGUAAGUUCAGCUACUUUCCUAAGAUUGUGAGUGAGAAAUUGGAGCAGGGGAAGAUCAUGGAAGUCCUGGACGAGAGGCUCGUCCAUGAGGCAGCUACAGGAGGUGUAGCUGUAGAAAUGCAAGUGAAAAGAUUGGCGUGUGUGGCUUUGUCUUGCAUCCAAGAACGGCCUAGUCUUAGGCCAACAAUGGCACGAGUCGUGGAAAUGUUGGAAGGUCGUGGGCCAGUAGAAGCGCCUAGACAAACGACAAUGUUGAUCCUCGAUCUAUUAGAUGAGGGUGUGGAUCAUCAUCCUGGGAUACCUAGGGUUGCUGCAACCAUGGCAAGAUCUAGUGAUACUAAUUCGCUUCGCUUUUACACAAUGUCUAUCCUCUCAGGGAGGUAG